Messenger RNA from Dichomitus squalens LYAD-421 SS1, 511 nucleotides. RefSeq lists its product as uncharacterized. The record is from RefSeq and is a predicted model, not a curated record. The transcript has 2 exons. The coding region runs from base 30 to 356 and encodes 108 amino acids. NCBI's taxonomy places the organism in Eukaryota, Fungi, Basidiomycota, Agaricomycetes, Polyporales, Polyporaceae.
CUCUCGCAGACACAAGACGUCGUCGCAUCAUGUCGGGAUACAUACACCUCGCCGGCGACAGUGUCGAAGACACCACCAAGGACCAGGCUUCCAAGGAAGCGCUGCUGUCCGCCGACUCCGAGCAUGAUCAGUGGUCCGACGAGCAGACGUCGACUCGAGCCCGAAGCAACCUGCGAGGCGUUGUGUACAUCGCGCUUGUCCUGCUCCUCGUGAACGUCCUCGUGUGGGCGAUCGCGGGGUCGAAGCUCAGGACCAUCUAUCACACCAUCCAAGACAACUUGGACGUCGUUGACACGCGCCUGCUCCCCCGGCCCGAUGUAGGGAACGGCGUAAAGCUGACAGCACAAUCACCAUGAGGAGCACUAGUAGGAGCUGGUAGCGUUGAUGCACGCGGAGACGUGUUACGCGGGGUGUACUCACCUCUGUAAUCAGAGGAUCUCGCUGUAGACCAAGAAGAUAGCAGGGGACACUGUAUGACUUGAAGCACAACACAAGGCCAAGCUUGUUGUCG